AUGUCUGCGACCAUCCUGUCCGCUUUCUACGACAUCGACAUGCUGUACAAGCAGGAGAAGAGCCUCAACAUGAACGCCAUUCACAUUAACAGCAUGCUGGAUAAGAAAGCAGUCGGGGCCCCGGUAACAACCUCCAGCAGCAGCACCAACAACUGCAACUCGUACGCGUCAGGAUUCUUCCGUCGAAACUCCACCAGCAACAUGGAGUCCAUGACAAACGGCAACAAGUACCCCGCCAGCUCCUACAGCAGCAGCAUGAAGGAGAAUGCCAUCAUGAACAAGGAGAACAAGUUCCGCGACCGCGCCUACAGCGAGAGCGCCCAGCAGCUGCAGCAGAAGCCGGGCUCGCAGAUCAACUCCACCCGCUACAAGACGGAGCUCUGCAGGCCCUUCGAGGAAAACGGCGCUUGCAAGUACGGCGAGAAGUGCCAGUUUGCGCACGGCUACCACGAGCUGAGAAGCCUGUCUCGCCACCCCAAGUACAAAACCGAGCCCUGUCGCACUUUCCACACCAUCGGCUUCUGCCCAUACGGUCCGCGGUGCCACUUCAUCCACAACGCCGACGAGCGCAGACCGGCGCCGAGCAACGCCAACAGCGUGCAGGGAGAGUCCGCCAAGCCCGCUCGAUGCGAGCCGGUGAGCGGCUACGGACAGCAACAGCAGCAGCAGCACCAGCACCGACCGAAACUCCACCACAGCCUCAGCUUCUCGGGUUUCUCCAGCCACCACCACCACCACGGACUCGACUCGCCCCUCCUCGAGAGCCCCACGUCGCGCACUCCGCCUCCCUCCAGCGGCUCCUCCUGCGCCGCGAGCUUCUACGAAGACGCUAGGUGCCUCGGAAACAGUGCCUUCUCUUUCACCGGCCAAGACCUCAAAGCCCUGCUCGCGCCGCUGGCCGUGCACACGCACAACGGUUAUUACGCAAACCUUCAGGUCAACAUGGGCGACGGCCUCGGCCACUUGCAGUCCCUCCAGCGCCUGUCAGAGUCGCCGGUGUUCGACUCGCCCCCCAGCCCGCCUGACAGCAUCUCUGACCGGGAGAGCUACGCCAGCGGCUCCCUCAGCUCCUCCGGAAGUCUCAGCGGCUCCGAGUCUCCCAGUCUGGACGGCGGAAGGCGUUUGCCAAUCUUCAGCAGGCUGUCGAUUUCCGAUGAUUAA
This is a messenger RNA of Onychostoma macrolepis, 1161 nucleotides long. RefSeq names its product mRNA decay activator protein ZFP36L2-like. The record is from RefSeq and is a predicted model, not a curated record. Gene Ontology annotation, molecular function: mRNA binding; metal ion binding. The transcript has 2 exons. NCBI's taxonomy places the organism in Eukaryota, Metazoa, Chordata, Actinopteri, Cypriniformes, Cyprinidae. The coding region runs from base 1 to 1161 and encodes 386 amino acids.